This is a messenger RNA of Eruca vesicaria subsp. sativa (arugula), 771 nucleotides long. Lineage: Eukaryota; Viridiplantae; Streptophyta; Magnoliopsida; Brassicales; Brassicaceae. The record is from the annotation of a GenBank genome assembly.
ACAUCAAAUCAGAUUUUACGAAAUAAAUUUUUGGUAUAUAUACACACACACACACACACCACCAUAUCUCAAAUGAAGACACACUUAUAAUCCAACAAAGACCACACGUACGUAAAGAGUCUCAUGUUUAGUCCAAACCACCAUGAGUUGGAUCAAACUUCUAAAGCCAAAGUCCCCUUCUCAUGGGAACUAAAACCUGGAGUUUCAAGAAAGAAGAACAGAAGUGGCCGUGAUCAGCUACAAUGGACGCUUACGCCACCUCCAUGUCCUCAUGCUGAGUAUAGCUACGAAGUGUUACAGAGUCCUCUCGCUGUCUGCCCUUUCACGCCUUCCAACAUGGUCAAGACUUCAAGGUCUGGUUUGUCAAGUUUUAGAAAGAAAGACGUUGACCCUUUUCUUGAAGCUUACAGAAAAUGUUUAGAGAAUAGUCCUAUUCGCAUCUCUUCUUCCAUGGGAAGAAACGUACGAGUUGGUGAUCAAGAUUGUUACACGACGGGUAACAAGAAGAAGUCUUUGCUUUUAUGGCUUUGGAGUAAGUACUCUUGCAAGUUUCGUACUGAUGGUUGGAGUACGGUCUCUCGAUUCCGUAAAUCCAAGAAGAGAAUUGAUUCCACAAACAUAUUUUGAUAUAGUUACAGAAAAUCUUUGCUAUCCAAACAGUAAUUUUUUCUACUUAUUACCUUUUGUUAACAACAUCUACUUGAAUAAUAAGAAAACGGAACACAAUUUUUUCCAUUACCUUUGAACAAAUUUGUGAAAAAUUUACCGAUG